Ectocarpus sp. CCAP 1310/34 is the source of this 459-nucleotide messenger RNA. The record is from the annotation of a GenBank genome assembly. Lineage: Eukaryota; Phaeophyceae; Ectocarpales; Ectocarpaceae.
AUGUGCGACCAGAUGCUCCCCGACGGCACCGCGAGGGAGAGUACGGGGGCGGAGACCGCGGGAGACGGACACAGUGGUGCCCAGGGCGCUUCGGCGGAUGCUAGUAAGCGGAAGGUCGCGAAAGUGGAAUCCAGGGAGAGGAACGUGGGCGUCAGUGGCCACCAGAAGAAAAAGAAGAAGCAGGACGCGCAGAUCGAGAACACGGCGAAGGUCGCCAUGUCCGCGGUGAAGGGGGAGCUCGGCCUUGACGCCCUGUUCGGAACGUCGUCCGCACCCACGUACGCCGACGCCCCGACAUCCUUCUACGACACGAAGGAGGGGUUAGANGAGGAUAUCAGGAAGGAGAAGGAGCUGGGUUCUGACGCUGACGAAGAAGACCUACAGCUCUUGCGGGACCGGGCGACGACCGUGAGGGCCCAAAUCAAAAAAGAAACGGCGGCAGCUAGUGAGGAUGGCUAG